AUGUUGAGCCACAGUUGUCAUAAAUACGGAAAGUUGAGGUUGUGUGAUUUUGCUGUGGAUGGAAAAAGCUCCUCCAAUCAUGACAUCUCCCUCCUCAGACAGCAGAGGGAACUCUGGACUCCCCAGGAGAUCUUACAGCUUAUGAAAAAGAUUCAGUUCAAAACAAAGGAAGGGGAGGAGGUUUACUUUAAUGAGAAUGGAGACCCAUCAGCAAAGUAUGAAAUUAUAAACUGGCAGCCAACAGAAAAGGGCAUUGUGGACUUUGUCACAGUUGGUCUUCAUGAUGCAUCUUUACCUGCAGACAAACAGCUGAAUCUGCAAAAUAAGUCUUUGAUUUGGGCACAGAACUCCCAACAGGUGCCUUUGUCAGUUUGCAGUGAGAAGUGUCCUGCAGGAAGUCGCAAGGUUCUCCAGAAAGGAAAGCCAGUCUGCUGCUAUGACUGUUUAAGAUGUGCAGAGGGAGAAAUAAGCAACAUUACAGAUUCUAUUACCUGUGUGCGAUGCUACCCUGAGUUCUGGUCAAAUGAGAGAAGAGAUGCCUGUGUGAAGAAGAAGGCAGAGUUUCUAUCUUAUGAAGAGAUUAUGGGAGCACUGCUCACUGCAGCAUCCUUAUUUGGAACAUGCAUCACUAAUGUUGUGGCACUCAUUUUCUUCAGAUACAGAAAAACUCCUAUUGUCAGGGCCAACAACUCUGAUCUGAGCUUCCUGCUGCUCUUCUCCUUGACUCUGUGUUUCCUGUGUUCUCUGAUCUUCAUAGGCCGGCCCACUGAGUGGUCCUGCAUGCUGCGACACACAGCAUUCGGCAUCACCUUUGUCCUCUGUAUCUCUUGUGUUCUGGGGAAAACUAUAGUGGUGCUCAUGGCCUUCAGGGCCACACUUCCAAGUAGUAAUGUGAUGAAAUGGUUUGGGCCUGCACAGCAGAGACUCAGUGUUCUGUGUUUCACUCUCAUACAAGUUAUUAUAUGUGUCCUCUGGUUAACAAUUUCUCCUCCUUUUCCAUUUAAGAAUUUUAAGGAAUUCAAGGACAAAAUCAUCUUAGAGUGUGCUCUGGGUUCAGCUGUAGGCUUUUGGGCUGUACUUGGAUACAUUGGACUUCUAGCCUUGUUUUGUUUUAUUCUUGCUUUUCUUGCCCGUAAACUGCCUGAUAAUUUCAAUGAAGCCAAAUUUAUCACCUUUAGCAUGCUGAUAUUUUGUACAGUCUGGCUCACUUUUAUCCCAGCGUAUAUCAGCUCUCCUGGGAAGUUCAGUGUUGCUGUUGAAAUAUUUGCUAUUCUGGCCUCUAGUUUUGGACUGCUGUUUUGUAUUUUUAUUCCGAAAUGUUAUAUUAUCCUACUGAAACCUGAGAAGAAUACAAAAAAGAAUAUGAUGGGGAAGGGGGCACUAAAGUAA
Messenger RNA from Anarrhichthys ocellatus (wolf-eel), 1389 nucleotides. Its product is annotated as extracellular calcium-sensing receptor-like. Bases 1 to 1389 code for a protein of 462 amino acids. Gene Ontology annotation, molecular function: G protein-coupled receptor activity. The transcript is spliced from 5 exons. The record is from RefSeq and is a predicted model, not a curated record. Gene Ontology annotation, biological process: G protein-coupled receptor signaling pathway. Lineage: Eukaryota; Metazoa; Chordata; Actinopteri; Perciformes; Anarhichadidae. Gene Ontology annotation, cellular component: plasma membrane.